Messenger RNA from Stylonychia lemnae, 825 nucleotides. The record is from the annotation of a GenBank genome assembly. NCBI's taxonomy places the organism in Eukaryota, Ciliophora, Spirotrichea, Sporadotrichida, Oxytrichidae.
AUGUUAGAAAAAGAGUAAUUAAAACCUUAAGCAGAAAGACUGCUAGAACCUAAAUAGACCUCUCUACUGCAAGAACUAAAACAAUAGAACUCAGAUGACAAAGUUAAUUAUAACAAAACCCUUUAUAAAAACUAUGUGAAUCUGGCAGAUAUCAACAUAAUUGAAGAUGGUGAGCUAUUAUCAAGCUACACCAAAUAUUUAUAAGCUGGAGACUUUUAGCUAGUAAAGAACUAAACCUAAAUUUUUAUCAACGGUAGAGCGAAUAAUGAUAAUGCUGACUUUGCCUAACUGAGAGACGCCAAGACAUACGAGGAAAUUAAAUUGAAAAUCCUUGACAGAGAAAAUCAUGAUCUCACCUCAUAAAAUCAGACUAGAAGUUAUAACAAAUUUCAGAUCUCUCCCUGCAGAGAAUAUUUACUUUACAGCGUUAAAAAGAAUAAGAGUGAAACCAACGAUCUAGUAAUCUGCAUUUAAAAGAUUGAUGACUUCUUUGAUGACAAGGAACCAGUUGUAAAGAUCAUAUCAUAGAAAUUUCCAUUUAUGUUCAAGAAUAUAUUUUUUGGGCCAUUAAAUUAUAUUAUAUUCUCACAAUAAGAAAAAGACCGUUACGGAGAUCAGAAAAAUAAUGAAAAAAGUUGCAUGCUUUUUAAAUGCGACUAUAAUAGCUUUGAUUCAUCCACAACUUAAGUAUUUGACUUAGAUGAAUGGUAUAAAAAUAUACCAAAAAGAGAUAUUGGAAUAGAUGAACCCUAGAUCUAUAUUUCCCCUGAUGGAAUUUUGAAAAGUAUUACUGGUUACCCAGAUUUUGAGAACAUUGAUAAUUGA